CCAUAUCAAAAUUCAAAAUUAAUUUUCUUACCGUCUUAUUCAUGUAGAAAACAACAAAUUUAUCUUCAAUGUGGUUAGGAUUUAUAUUUCGUAUCCACCUUAUUGAAUUGUUAUAUGAUACGCAUCCAAGAGAGAUACUGAUUUAUAUCACUAUUAAAUUAUUGUAUCUUGCCUUAGUGAUGCUUUCUUAUCUUUUCCUAUUCCAGCAUCAUAAUUGAAAAUGGAUAUUAUUACCGUAUAAGAUAAAUCAAUAAAAAACGAUCUCUGUACAAUUAGAACGAUUAAAAUUUUCAUUGAUUGAUUUUACGAGUUCCAAUAAAUCACCGGAAGAAAGCGUAAAAAUUCUGCUAUUUGAAUAAAAAAAAACACACACAGAAUAUGUAUAACACGCGCUUGCUGACCGUACAUUUUCUGUUAUAUUAUGCAGAAGAAGUUUUAUACCUACAUAAAGGAUAUGUUUUACCCAAUUCGUAUAAUUACUUCAUAGUUUCAAUGUACUUGCCAAGACAAUCUAUUGCUUCAUAUGAGCAUUCGUACUUUUUUCAGGUUUCCAUAAAGUUCACAGGCAUCUGUAGAGCCGACUAAAGAAACCGAACACAUUGAAAUCAAACAUGAUUUAAACAUGUUCUAUAUACAAUGGACACAUGAUUCAAAUGCAUCCUGGAAACAGUUUCAUGACUAAAACAAACAUGACUACAGAAAUGAUAACCGGAGCGGUAAAUGUUACAGCAGAUAAUAAUAUUACUACUACCCCAGUCUACGAUUAUGAAAUAGACAAUAGUCCUCCUAUAGAGGAACUUGUACCAGUAUCUCUGGCAUAUGGGUCAACAUUAUUACUUGGUGUUGCUGGAAAUGUGCUGGUUAUUUUCUCUGUCAGUCGUUACGAGCAGAUGAUGACGAUAACGAAUACGUUCCUGCUCAGUCUGGCCUCAGCUGAUCUACUCCUUCUACUCGUCUGUGUUCCCGUCAAGCUGGCAGCCUUCUUCUCCUAUAUCUGGCGUUUUGGGGAGUUUUUGUGUAAAGCGAUCCACUACAUCCAGAAUGUUUCAGCAAUAUGCUCAGUAGCAACACUCACCUUUAUGAGUCUUGAAAGAUACUACGCAAUAGUACAUCCACUUAGAUCGAAAUAUGUGUGUACAACCAGUAGAGCUAGAAGGGCCAUUACGUGUCUUUGGGUAGCUUCAUUUGUUUUAGCAAUCCCUAUCUUAAUCGGAAGGGUGCAUCUAACAGUUGGAAUUCAUCAGAACGCCACCUGGUGUGUAAAAUGGUUUAAAAUUAAACUAGUUGGACAGUUGUAUGAGGUCUACAUGUUUUGUUUGAUACUGGUUAUACCUGUCAUCGUUAUGUCUUUUGCCUACUAUCGUAUAUGUCGGGAACUCUGGUUUAUGUCACGACACCGAUGUGAGCUUAGAGCACCAUCUGUAUCCAAAGCCUCUCAGAGUCAAAGCAGAAACUCGCCUUACGGCACACCUUUGCGUUUUACAGCCAGCGAAAACACACCUGUACUUAAAGUUAAAUUUUCCGAAGAUGAUAACACAAAGAAACAGGUUGUAAAGAUGCUGGUUGCCGUUGUUGUUGUGUUUAUUUUAUGCUGGGCACCAAUCCUUACAAACAAUAUUUUAGUCUCAUUCGGUGUUCUUCCUGAGCUGCAUAUUCCUCCGUAUAAAUACAUGAGGGAAGCUUUUCACCUGAUGUCGUACGCAAACAGCUGCGUUAAUCCUAUAGUAUAUGGAUUUAUGUCACGAAAUUUUAGACAAACAUUUAAACGCGCGUUAUGUAGCUGCCUCAGAGGACGACAAUAUAUACGGAAAAUGACAUUUAAGAAUCAAAGAUGGGCGGUAAAUGAAAAAUGGCAUGCCAACAGCAUGACCAGACAAUCGGAACUCGUGAGUACAGACAUGGUUGAAAUGACGGAAGUGAAUGCAGAACAAACACAAGCAUGUCUGCGAGAGAAUGGAAAGGUCAUGUUAUGAUUUAGUGCUACUCUUUCACUAAUUGUUUGAGAUUGAUUUAGUGCUACUCUUUCACUAAUUGUUUGAGAUUGAUAAGUCAUUAACUGCAUUUUAUUAAAGCAACUUCUUUGGACAUACCAUGUAUAAUACUGGUCCAAAUUUUAAAAGGCUUGCCUUCUGCAAAAGCAUUCGCAUGUAUAACCUACUGAUUUUUGUUUUGUUAUAUCUAACAACAAUAAUUGUUUAUAUACAAUAAAAUGUCCUACUGCGAGUAUUAGUAUACUAAAUACUGCACAACACCUGUGAUUGAAUAGCUUAAAACAGAUUUAUUAUACAAGGGCAUUUGUAUAUUUGUAAAUGGUAACAUUUAUAGAACAUUGGUCUUAAAAAUAUUUGUAAUGUUUUGACAUUUAUCUUGUAAAUAGAUCCUAAAAUCCAUAAACGUAGCGCAAGCAAGAGUUAAUACGUCAUGUUAACUGUUAUUUUCAGCCUAGAUCCCUGCUUCCGAAUAUAAUUUAUGUCAUAUUUAACGUCAAACAAUUGAAAUCAAAAGUAGAUCGGUGUUAGAAAUUUGAGAUAACUCUAUCUAUAUUCGUUCAUGAAAGUGCUUUGCUCUACGUAUCACUUACACUUUUAAAUAUUUUAGGUCUCAUGAGUGUUAUCCAAGCAAUGUGUUCAAUGUGUGUGUCUAAAAAAUCAGAGAUCGUAGUUGCUCCUAUAUCAACUUAAUGCAUUUAUUUUCAUUUCGUAGACAGUUUUGUAAAUAUUAUUUGAGAGUUGAAUUAAAUAUUUACGAUAUCUUGAUAUUGUCAACAUUGUAUAAAUGCAACCAAGAUGGGUUCAAAGGUGUAUGAAAAAAGAACCAUUAUAUUCCCUGAAAAUACCAUUGACUUACCUUUCUAACUGAAAAGGUUUUUCUUAACGCCCUUUUAAAAGUAAUUUCAACCAGUGUGAAUAGGGAACAAGUUGUGAGUAGUUAAUAUUAUUCAGUCAGUGGUGAAUGAAAAAUGAUUUCAUAACUAUUGAAUUUUGUGCGGGCGUUCGUCUCUUUAGAUCUUUCUCGAUGGAUUUAUGUUUUACUAAACAAGUUGGGAAGUUGUAAGAAACCGAUCUAUAUCAGCUGUCAGAAAGUUAACUAUACCAGCUGUCAGAAAUUUACCAGCUGUCAGAAAUUUAGCUAUACCAUUUUAGUAAGCUCUGAAAUGUACGACUACUGACAUAAACGGUAUUUCUUGAGUUUUCGUUUAAAACAUCUGGAGACUGUUAACUAUAGAGUGGGACAUAACAUGAAGAGCUUGUUUCAGAUUAUU
Mercenaria mercenaria is the source of this 3262-nucleotide messenger RNA. RefSeq names its product allatostatin-A receptor-like. The record is from RefSeq and is a predicted model, not a curated record. The transcript is spliced from 6 exons. Gene Ontology annotation, cellular component: plasma membrane. Gene Ontology annotation, molecular function: neuropeptide Y receptor activity. NCBI's taxonomy places the organism in Eukaryota, Metazoa, Mollusca, Bivalvia, Venerida, Veneridae. Bases 645 to 1973 code for a protein of 442 amino acids. Gene Ontology annotation, biological process: G protein-coupled receptor signaling pathway.